This is a messenger RNA of Hylaeus anthracinus, 5210 nucleotides long. RefSeq names its product epidermal growth factor receptor substrate 15-like 1 (gene Eps-15). The record is from RefSeq and is a predicted model, not a curated record. Bases 246 to 3353 code for a protein of 1035 amino acids. NCBI's taxonomy places the organism in Eukaryota, Metazoa, Arthropoda, Insecta, Hymenoptera, Colletidae. Gene Ontology annotation, biological process: endosomal transport; endocytosis. The transcript has 14 exons. Gene Ontology annotation, molecular function: calcium ion binding; cadherin binding. Gene Ontology annotation, cellular component: cytoplasm; clathrin coat of coated pit; plasma membrane.
UGUAAAGGAGGUGGAACAUAAGACGAGAAUCGAGUGCGACGAGCGGCAGAACUGUUUCGUACUGGUGAUUGAUAAUUUUCUGUCGCUCUAGUCAUACAUUCGAAUUGUUCGACAAAGAAAUACGAUUGUAGUGUUCUGUUGGUGCAUUUAGGAAUAAAAAUUCAUCUACAAAAUGCUAAGUAAAAUUGUUAAUAUGACACUAUCGAUUCACAGCGUGAUUGGUUAAGCCAGUGUUCAAUGCAAGUAUGGCCGCCCUGCCAUCACCCACGCAGGUGGCUGGAAGCCAUACUGUUAUAUAUGAAGCCUAUUAUAAUCAGGUUGAUCCACAUGGAUAUGGACGAAUCGGUGCAAUGGAAGCUGCGAGAUUUCUUAAGAAAUCCCAGCUGAGCGAUAAAGUGUUAAGUCAAAUAUGGGACAUGGCAGAUCCGCAAUCUCGUGGAUCUUUAGAUAAAUCUGGUCUUUUCGUUGCUUUGAAACUUUGUGCAUUGGCGCAAGCAGGAAGGGACGUUAGUAUGUCGAAUUUAAGUAUGGAAUUGCCUCCUCCAAAGAUGGGUGAUAUUCCUGUAAUAUCUCAGAAAAAUGUAGUUAAUAAUUUGCCAGUAAUAACAUCUGUCAAUAAUGGAGAUUGGUCUAUCAAACCUUCGGAGAGAGCAAAAUAUGAUCAACUUUUUGAUAGUUUGCAACCUGCAAAUGGAUAUAUACCUGGGAAUAAAGUUAAAGGUGUUCUUAUGGAUAGUAAGCUUCCUCUGGAUACACUUGGAACGAUUUGGGACCUUGCAGAUAUGGAUAAGGAUGGUAUGCUGGAUAGACAUGAAUUUGUUGUUGCUAUGCAUCUAGUAUAUAAAGCUUUAGAGAAAUAUGCGAUACCAAGUGUACUUCCACCAGAAUUAAUGCCACCUGGGAAAAGAAAAGAUAUUACCAUACCAGUAUCAAAAUCUCCUGCACCGAUAGGAAUGACAACAGCUCCACCACCUAUACCACCUUUACCUAAUGCAUCAGUUGUAAAGAGUAUGGCUGGUCUGGAUAUAUCAAAGACAAAUGUGCAGUGGGUAGUUUCUUCUGAAGAACAAAUAGCAGCAGAUAAAUUGUUUUUGCAAGCUGAUAUGGAUAUGGAUGGAUAUGUCUCAGGUCUUGAAAUCAAAGAUGUCUUCCUUCAAAGUGGACUUCCACAGGCUGUAUUGGCUGAUAUAUGGGGUCUCUGUGACACGUGUCAAAGUGGAAAGUUAAAUAAGGAACAAUUUGCUUUAGCUAUGUGGCUUAUUAAGCAAAAGCUUAGAGGUGUUGAUCCACCUGCAAGUUUGACUCCCGACAUGAUACCGCCUUCUAUGCGAAAACCAUCUGAUACUGUUGUGGAAAAUAACAAUAUAUCUGGCUAUUCAAACCCAGAAUUAGAUAUGAUAAGUAAAGACAUAGCUGAACUUGUGAGAGAAAGGCAAAGCAUGGAACAAGACAUAGCGCAAAAGGAAGCUGAUAUCAAGAUAAAACGCGGUGAAAUUAAAAGCUUGCAGAGUGAAUUAGACACGCUUGCUGCUACUUUAAAACAACUCGAAAAUCAGAAGGGUGAAGCACAAAAGCGAUUGAAUGACUUGAAGGCUCAGAAGGCUGAAGUAGAUAAAGAUUUGAGUGAGGUCGAGCAGAAGAUUCUUGAGGAACAAAAAAAGGUUGAUAAACUACGACAACAAGCAGAAGAGCAAGAGUCCGUGUUGCGCACUCAAGAAGACGAACUGAACUUUAAACGACAAGAAUUGGAAGGCUUGAGACAAGAGGAGCAGCAGUUAGAACAGCAGCAAAACAAAAGCAGGGACCAAUUAAAUGAACUUACUAAAAAUUUGCAAGAUACUCAGUUGCAAAUUAGUCAAGCGAAAGCAAAAAUCACUCAUUUACAAGAACAGCAACGUCAAAUGAGCGAUGCAAUCGCACUUUACGACUCUGCACUUGCUGCAGGGGAUGCCACUCUUGUACCUGAUACUAGUCUGCAAUUUAAUCCUGAAAUUGAAGAUUUAGAGUAUGAAACAACGACAAACAAUGUGGAUGAAACAAAAGAACAGAAAGCAGAUUCAUUCUCUAAUGCAAACGGAACGGCAACUAUGGAUGGUUUUGAACAAGAUCCUUUUGCUUCGAAUAAAGCCCAAGAAGCAUUUAGUGCAUCAACACCAGAUCCAUUUGGAAGUGCAUUUCCGUCGCAAUCUACUACAGGUGGAUUCACAUCUGAUCCAUUUAAUGCAUUUGAUAAUAGUAAUGUUAUAAAGCAGGAUCCAUUUGAUCCAUUUGGAGAUGGAAAGAAACCUGAGAUUAAACCCACAACUGCAACAACAGCAACAAAGGAUCCAUUUGGUGAUGAUCCAUUUGCGAAUCUUCAUGCCCCACCUCGUCCAGAAAGUCCUAGUCCUGCCCUUCCUCCUAAAAAAGCAAAACAACCUCCACCACGACCAGCACCUCCACGGCCUUCUCAAGGACCUACCGGUCCUUUAAGAGCAGCACCAGCACCACCUACUCCUUCCCCUACUCCAGACCCUUUCGCGAAUGCUAAUUCCGAUCCUUUUUCUGCUCAACAAGGAAUUAUCGAUAAUAACAACAGUGGUUUCACUUCAUCUACUGGAUUCGCCGAUUUUGCAAAUUUUGACUCCAAGCCGGAACCAACACUGAAUCGAACAACACCACCCAGACCAACGAGCAGAGCACACACGGUAUCGAUGGUAACUCCAAAGCUGCCCGACUUCACGGAAGAUCCAUUUAGGGAUUACCGAUACGUGGAUCCAUUUAACAUAGCGGAUCCAUUCGCUGACGACGCUGAAGAUUUCAACGCGAACAAGAAUAACGAAAUGGGUAAGAUGGAUCCGUUCAGUUAUGGAACUUCCUCGGUACUUUCUCGUAAGAAUUCUUUCACAAAAGCCUUCGAAACUGAUUUCUCCAACACGUUCCCGCUUGCUAAGAAUAAAAUCGAAAAGGACAAUGCUAAAUUCGACGCUGACUUUGUGAAAGCGUUCUCCGACGACAACAGAAAUAUAAAGGUAAUCGAGUCCGAUGCCUUUCCCAACACCAAGACAAAAACAGUCGACAUAGACGAAGCAUUUUCAACAAAGAGCGAAAAGUCUGCUAGAAGACAGGGACUAGAUUUAGGACUGAGUAAAUCUAAAGCUAGUUUCAAUGAUAAAAAAUCGAAAGCCGACCUCGGUAAAAUUUGGAACGGUAACAAUCCGCCGUUGGCGUUGACCGAAGAGGAACAAUUUCUCUGGGCAUCCAAAGAGAGCAUGAAGUUCGAGGAAGAAAGACGCAGACGCAAGCAGAAGGAAGACGCGGAAUUAGCUUUAGCACUUGAACUGAGUAAGAAAGAAAAGUCUGGCAAGUUGUAGAACCUUGGGUACGCGGAACGCAUUCAUUUCCAUUUGUUCAGUUGGAAUAGCAUAUUUUCGGGCACAACGACUUCACGAAUCUUGAUACGAAAUCAGGAACUGGAAGGUAUAUGAUAUGUUAAAAUUCAUACAAUCGUAAUAAACUGUCGAGAUUUCGAGAUCCGCACUAAUUAAGGCUAUAAAGAAUAUCUGCGAGAACUGCAAUUACGUAUAAUGCUUACUUUUAAUACUAUUUAGCAUAUCAUAACUGCUGUGAAAUGAGAACAGAAAAAUAUUUAGAUGGAAUUAGAGGAAGCAUACGAAUAUCCAAAUGUUCAUAGAGGCAUAUAUAUAUUAUUAAUCAUAAACAAAAAAUCGACAAAGCAUUUUUCAUCAUAAGUAAUCGGUUCUCGAUGUGGCCUUUUCGUUCUUCACUUCGCGUACGAUGCAUUCGAUCACAUCCGUAAAACAACUGAAAUGUUACUGUAUAUCAUUUGAAUGUAAAAAUUUAUAUUGGACCGUGCGCCAUUUUCGGCAUUCCGGUUUAUCCGCAGUGAUCGAUAAACUUUUGUAAAAAGGUAAAAAAAAAAAAACAAACAAAAAUAUAUUCAUUAUUGCCUUGCAAUAUCGAAUUCUAAAAUAACAACACUUAAUAUACGCGUAGCUGGUUGUACACUUAUCGCUAAACGUAAAUUAGCAAUGUAUAAAGGCAAAAAUGUAAUGGCAGAUUUCAUUGGAUUGACAAUAAAACGUUGUGUACACGAAUUCCGUGAGUUUAAAGCGUGGGGAAUAGUAAUUAAACGGCGAAUUCGUUGAAACGGAAGAAUGAACUACUCAGCGUCGUUAUUGUAAAACGCACUUUCAGCUAUACGUCUGUACAUUCGCGAAUAGCAUGCGGAGUAACGUUUCUGUUUGCUGUUUAAUAUUGCACCCGUAACGACGCUACAAUGUAUAACACCGUCUAAACUCGACAUGUCUUCAACAGUAUUCGUCGCGAUCAUGAAGAUAUGAGAAGAAACCUCCGAACUAUAUAAAUGUUAAUAAGUAGAAGUACGGAUUAAAACGUAACUUAUGAAGUUUACCGAAGUCAUCGUCACACGCUAAACAUGCUUUCGAACACUAUGAUCGUGUGUAAGGAAAAUUUCAAUCGUUAUUAGGUUUUUAUCACAAGUUGCGAGACACGUGUUCCCUUGAAGAUGUGAUUACGAAAGGUAAUGAAAAGGUUUAUUUUUUAUCAAAUCCGGAUUCGAUGAACAGAUGAAUGAAAAAAAGAGAAAAGGAGGUGAGAAUAAUAAACGACUGUAUCAAUAUGUUAACAGUAAGCGAACCGUUCUAAAUAAUGUUUGCGUAAAUGCCGUAUAAUUCAGCCUUCGGUCUCAGUACGUCCCAAAGAAUAAGGUGUUCAAAUGAAGCGUAGCUCCGUGUUUGUCCCCGAGAUCAUGCGUCGCGUGGAAUCUUUGAAAUCAAACACAAAGGGCCGCGUCUAUGUUUAUUUUACCAUUGUAUCUUGUAACUUCACAACGACAAUGUAUUACGCAUGGUGUAUAUAUAUAUAUUACUAUCUGUAUUAUUUUAUCGUGAUCAUUACGAUUGUGUUAUUAUUGUUAUAUCGCGAUUACUAUUAUUAAUAUUAUUGAUACUAUAGCGUCUAUGUAAGGCACACGUGCUGUCUAUAUCAUUUACCAGUGAACGAAAAUAAGUGUACUGUGAAAUCGUAUUAUGUAUGUUUCUUCCUUAAUUUCUUUGUUUGCGUAUCCAUUACAUAUUUUGUCAUAAUUUCGAUCGUCCUUCGAGAACUGCGCGUAUGGAUCCUAAUCGUAGAUAUACAAACACAUACGUGACAGAUAACUAUCACCCGAAUAAAUGGAAUUACGAUGU